GUUUACUUUUUCAGGUGGGUUGCUCUGGACAGCUGCGAUUGGACAGUGCGGAGCGUUAUAGGGUGGAGCAUUUUGAAGUGCAGCGACGUAGUUGAAGAUUUGGGGGCGGAGAAAAAGAGAAGCUAACGACAACGGCAAAGGGAGUCAUUCAAGGGUUAUAUUCCGUCGUGGGGGGGAGAGGGGGAGGACACGCUCACUGCCAACCCGGCGACGAGGUCGGGCCUGUGGUGCUUGCUACCCCAUGAAACCAUGGAACUCGAGAAUAUCGUGGCCAACACUGUCCUCAUCAAGGCGAGGGAAGGAGGAGGUGGGAAUAGGAAGGGGAAGAGUAAGAAAUGGAAACAAAUGCUCCAGUUCCCCCACAUCAGCCUGUGUGAGGAGCUUCGGCAGACUACAGAAAAAGACUACCACAGCCUGUGUGAGAAGCAGCCCAUUGGCCGCCUGCUCUUCCGGCAGUUCUGCGACACUCGGCCAGAGCUGAGGAGAUGUAUCAAGUUCCUGGACGCCGUGGCGGACUAUGAGGUGACCCCUGACGAGAAGAGAAAGGAGUGUGGACAGGAGAUUCUGGAAAAGUACCUCAACCCCACGUCUGAAGACCAUGUCUCUGAGGUGGUGGAGGAUCUGGUGCAGACAUGUGCAGAUCGGCUGGAACAGGAGGCCUGCAAAGAGCUCUACAAAGAGAGCACAAAACUCAUCCACGACUACCUUAGUGUGGCACCUUUCGCAGACUACCUCGACAGCAUGUUCUUCAACCGGUUCUUACAGUGGAAAUGGCUAGAAAAACAGCAAUCUCAAAACACAUUCCGUCAGUAUUCUGGGGUUUUGGAAGGAGAUUGGGGGCAGGUGUGUGCGUGUCAGGUGCGAGCCACAGGUAAGAUGUACGCCUGUAAGAAGCUAGAGAAGAAGAGGAUAAAGAAGAGGAAAGGAGAGUCCAUGGCCCUCAACGAGAAGCAGAUUCUAGAGAAGGUCAACAGCAGGUUUGUGGUGAGCCUGGCGUACGCGUAUGAGACGAAGGACGCGCUGUGUCUGGUGCUGACCCUGAUGAACGGCGGUGACCUCAAGUUCCACAUCUACCGUGACGGCUUCCAGGAGAGUCGCGCCGUCUUCUACGCUGCGGAGCUCUGCUGCGGACUAGCCGACCUGCACCGCGAGAGGAUCGUCUACAGGGACCUCAAACCUGAGAAUAUUCUGUUGGAUGACCAUGGGCAUAUCCGGAUAUCAGACCUGGGUCUGGCUGUACAUAUCCCAGAGGGCCAGACCAUUAAAGGCAGAGUGGGAACGGUGGGCUACAUGGCCCCCGAGGUGGUGAAGAACGAGCGCUACACGCUGAGCCCUGACUGGUGGGCUCUGGGCUGCCUGCUGUACGAGAUGAUCGAGGGCCAGUCGCCCUUCCAGCAGCGCAAGAAGAAGAUCAAGCGCGAGGAGGUGGAGCGCCUGGUCAGGGAGGUGGAGGAGGAGUACUCCAGCAAGUUCUCCGACGACGCCAAGGACCUCUGCAGACUGUUGCUAGCCAAAGACCCCAACGAGAGGCUUGGCUGUUUAGGAGGCGGAGCCUCAGAGGUGAAAAGUCAUAUGAUCUUCCGCUCCAUCAACUUCAAGCGGCUGGAGGCGGGCAUGCAGGAGGCCCCAUUCAUCCCUGACCCUCAGGCCAUCUACUGUAAGGACGUGUUGGACAUCGAGCAGUUCUCCACGGUGAAAGGUGUCGAGCUGGAGCCCAAAGACGAGUCCUUCUACAGCAAAGUGUCCACGGGCAGUGUGUCCAUCCCCUGGCAGAAUGAGAUGAUCGAGUCGGAGUGCUUUCAAGAGCUCAACGUCCUCAACCCAGACGGAAGCAUCCCCCCUGACCUGGACUGGAGAGGACAGCCCUCACCCCCACCCAAACAGGGCCUGCUACAGAGGCUCUUCGGGAGACAGGAGUGCUGUGGGAACUGCAGCGACAGUGAUGAGGAACCCACCAGGCUGUGAGAGUGAGGUGCCCACCGAGAUGCCCAUUCCUGCUCCCUCGCCGAGAUGCCCACCCCAAGAUGCCCACCCUUGCCCCUUCUGUGCCCCCUCGCCGAGAUGCCCACCCCUGCCCCUCCGCACCCCCUGGCCAACCCUCCCAAAGCUGCCCCCCCGAAAUCCUGCCUACUGCCCCCAACCCUCCCCACCCCGGAGUGGCCCAACACAGAGGAUUCCAUUUGUUUACAAUAUUUGCACAUUUGUAUUUUUAAAAAGCAAGACAAAAAAACCACACCUCUAUAUAAAUAUUGGAAUGUAUAUUUUCACUAUAGCCAAGCUGUCCAUGUGCUUGCCAUCCAAGGCAUAGCAAAAGGUGAAGAGGUCUACCAGGUGGGACAGGUGUGCUAUGCGCCGUCCUCACCUACAGUACCCCCG
Alosa alosa (allis shad) is the source of this 2376-nucleotide messenger RNA. RefSeq names its product G protein-coupled receptor kinase 6 (gene grk6). Gene Ontology annotation, biological process: protein phosphorylation; regulation of signal transduction; signal transduction. The record is from RefSeq and is a predicted model, not a curated record. The transcript has 16 exons. Gene Ontology annotation, cellular component: cytoplasm; plasma membrane. The coding region runs from base 250 to 1965 and encodes 571 amino acids. Gene Ontology annotation, molecular function: ATP binding; G protein-coupled receptor kinase activity. NCBI's taxonomy places the organism in Eukaryota, Metazoa, Chordata, Actinopteri, Clupeiformes, Clupeidae.